AUGGUGUUGGCUGAAUUAGGAGGCAAGCUUCGUGAUUCGUUGCGAAAGCUUCAUACGCAUUCGGGACAUGUGACACAGAGCCAUCUGAAGGAUUUGUUGGGCGAUAUUUCUCGUGCCUUGAUUGAAUCUGAUGUGAAUGUCAAGUUGGUCAUGGAAUUGCGGAACAAUGUCAAUGACAAGGUCCAAACAUUGAUUGACGAAGACGAAGAAAAAGACAGCAGCAAAAACUCGGAUGCUGAUCGAAGGGCUUCCCAAGUCAGUAAGCACGUACAAAAGGUUGUUGUUGAGGAGUUGGUUCAACUCUUGCAACCUCAGCGCAAGCCAUAUGUGAUGAAGCGUGGAAAAGCCAACGUUGUUUUGUUUGUGGGUCUACAAGGAGCUGGAAAGACAACAACUAUUGCCAAGUUUGCAAAUUACUACCAAAGACGGGGAUGGAAGACCGCCAUGGUGUGUGCUGAUACCUUUCGUGCUGGAGCCUUUGAUCAGUUGAAGCAAAAUGCGACUAAAUUGAGAGUCCCAUUCUACGGUAGUUACACCCAAGCAGAUCCAGUAGCCAUUGCUGAAGAAGGUGUGGAUCAAUUUUGCAAGGAGGGAUACGAAGUAAUUAUUGUCGAUACUUCGGGACGUCACCGACAAGAGGCAGGUUUGCUAGAUGAGAUGGCGGAAAUUGCUGACGCUGUCGCUCCUGACAACACUGUUCUUGUCAUGGAUGCCACUCAAGGCCAGGCCGUCUUUGAUCAAGCUUCUGCUUUUUCCAAUGUCGUCGAUGUCGGAAGUGUCAUCAUCACCAAGCUUGAUGGCCACGCCAAAGGAGGAGGCGCCUUGUCAGCAGUGGCGGCUACUGAAUCUCCUAUUAUCUUUUUGGGAUCUGGAGAGCACUUUGAUGAUUUGGAUCCAUUCAACGCUCAAUCCUUUGUCAGUAAAUUGCUUGGUUUCGGAGAUGUUCGCGGGCUAAUGGAAGCAAUGAACGGACAAACCGAUAAGAAAACUCAAGAGGAAAUGAUGGAGAAAUUCUCGAAGGGAGAGUUUACACUUCGUGACAUGUACUCGCAGUUUCAACGAGUAAUGAACAUGGGACCGAUGAGCAAGGUCAUGGGAAUGAUGCCAGGAAUGCCCGAGUAUCUGAUCCCAAAGAAUGGAGAUGACCAAUCUACAAGCCGGUUGAAGAAAUUCAUGUACAUGAUGGACUCGAUGACAGAUGCUGAGCUAGACGGCAAAGUAGACUUUAUCACUGACAAGAAUGCCGAUCAUGUCAAGUCAAGAAUCCGCCGAAUUGCCGCUGGUUCCGGUACACACCCCAAGGAAGUCAUGAUGCUGCUUCAAGUGUACAAGCAGUUUGAAGGCAUGGUUUCCAAAAUGGGCAAGUCUGGUAUGAUCGGCAAGGACGCUCAGGCAAAGCAACAACAAAUGGCGGCUGCCAUGCAAAGAAACCCAAAGUUGAUCCAACAACGGCUGAAUCAAAUGGACCCUCGCAUGAUAAAGCAAAUGGGAGGACGAGAAGCCGUUCAGACCUACUUGCAAAACAUGGCAAAGGGUGGAGGUGCUCCCGGAGGUAUGCCUGGUAUGGGCGGUUUGCCCGGAAUGGGUGGCAUGCCUGGAAUGGGUGGUGGAAUGCCUGGAAUGGAAGCUCUCAUGGGCGCCAUGGGAGGUGGAAUGCCUGGUAUGGGCGGCGGCAUGCCAGGAAUGGGUGGAAUGGGUGGAAUGGGCGGUAUGCCCAAUAUGGGUGGUGGUGGUGGAGGCAUGCCCAAUAUGGGUGGAAUGGAUAUGGCCAAGAUGGCCAAGAUGAUGCAGGCCAUGCAGUCAAUGGGUGGUAUGGCUGGUAUGGGUGGCGCUGGAGGUAUGCCAGACAUGGGCGGCAUGCCAGACAUGGGAAGGUAA
Molecule: messenger RNA, 1878 nt
Organism: Cylindrotheca closterium
Lineage: Eukaryota; Bacillariophyta; Bacillariophyceae; Bacillariales; Bacillariaceae
Source: the annotation of a GenBank genome assembly